CCUUUGUUUUGAAAGUAGCUUGUACCGGUGCAUCAUGGGAUACAAAAUGUUUCCUAAGGUAGCUAACUAGUGCUAAUUUACCGGAGAUAACUGGUUAUAAACUCACAGUUUACGCCUUCUUAAAGUCUUUGUAGAUAGAAAAUAUUAAUAUAAUUUUAACUGCACCCAACUGUCGCUAUGUCGGCAGAAGCGGACUGUAGAGUGUCCACCUCCUCCAGCUCCAGGAAGGAUGAAAGGAAAAGAUCCAGAAGCACAGGAAGAGAAAAAAGGAGGCGGAAACGCAGCCGUAGCAGAUCUUCCUCAUCAUCCUCUUCCAGCUCAUCAUCAUCGUCUUCUUCUUCGUCUGCAUCGUCAUCUUCAUCGUCAUCUUCAGGUUCUUCACGGUCAUCCAGCCGAAGUCGCAGCAGCUCUAGCAGUAGUGACUCUCGCAGUAAAUCCAGAAAACAGUCCAAGAAAAGGAGAAAGGAGAAACAUAAAAAAAAAGGGAAGAAAGAGAAACGGUCUAAACGUAAGAAAGAAAAGAAGUCAAAAGGAGAGGAGGACAGCUCAGGACCUGUGCAGAUCUCCAAGUAUUUGAAGGACAGGAAAAAGGGCAAAUACAGCAUGAUUUCAGGGAAGAAGAUAAAGAUGAAAGUAAAGAAAUCAAAGAAAGACAAACAGCGAGACAAAAAUCGAGCAGAGCUUCUGGAGUUCUUGAACUCUACCCUGUAAUCCCGCUGUGAACACCGGUCCUGUUUGUCAGGCCCAGACACCUCAGCAGAUCUCAGGAAAAAAUAAAAGCAGAGUUUUCUGAGAAGGAAAAGAUGACUGUAAAUUGAGUUGCCACAGAGAGGCAGCAGCAACGUUGCCGGAGUGCAGGAGGAGAUAUUUCUGUGGGCAAAACAAGAAGCAGUCACACCGCAGGCUCAUGAUGUACGCGGUGUUAUUAUUAAGCAGUUGGGUAAGUUCAUCUGUGGUCCACCAGAUGGAAAUAAAGUUGCUCACCUGCCUCUGA
Haplochromis burtoni (Burton's mouthbrooder) is the source of this 994-nucleotide messenger RNA. RefSeq lists its product as uncharacterized. The coding region runs from base 178 to 711 and encodes 177 amino acids. The record is from RefSeq and is a predicted model, not a curated record. The transcript is spliced from 7 exons. Lineage: Eukaryota; Metazoa; Chordata; Actinopteri; Cichliformes; Cichlidae.